AUGCUGGAUUCUAUUAACCCACCUACAUCGCCAAUUUAUACUGAAUCAAGUGCAGGAACACCUCUUCCAUCAUCACAACCGGAUUAUUAUCAUGAUCAAGAGCAAGAGCCACUACUGAAAAAGCUAAAACGCAACUCGCCAGAAACAGAGAAUGAAACACCACUGGGGGCAAAUACUGGAGGUGCAACGACUCCCCAGCCAUCAUCUAGCAAUGCACAACAAGCACCAAAGAAACUGAGUGCAGAAGCAUUAAAACGCCGUAGAGAAAACCGUCAAAGAGCUGCUGCAGCUUUGGCCCAAAAUUUGAAAAAUUCUGGUGUUGGACGCUUUGAACAAGAGAAUGGAUUUGGAUUGACCAGUGUUCGGACUAUACCAUUAAUCAAUCAGAAAAACUACUUCACUGAGUAUUUAAAGAAAGAUGAGCAAGUUGGGUUCAUUAGAAACUGGCGUUUUGAACGUGAUUUGGCAACAAAAUUGAAAAAGUUGAAGCAAAGCGGAGGCAGUUUGGAAGAGUUGAAAAAGUUGGAGGAAACGAAAAAUUUUGAUGACUUUGAUUUAAAGAAUAUUGAAAAUGAAUUGAAACUGAAAAACGGUGGUGUUACUGCAGUGGCAGAUGAUGAUGAAGAGGAAGAUGAUGAAGGGGAAAAUGAGACGGAGGAGGUUCGACAAGAGAAGGCAAGAAUUGGUGAAGAUGUUGUUGUAUUGCAACCAGGGUCAGCCUAUAUUCGCAUUGGUCGUGCUACUGAUGCCGUACCAAGGGUGAUUCCGAAUGUAAUUGCUGUAAAGACAAGUCAAGACUCUCCUGAACCUGAAAUUUUGCCACAUAGACAUGCUGAUGGAGAUAAAGUGGUUAUUGACGAUGAUUUUGAACAACAGCGGUUUACAGUUUCAAAAGAUUUCCGGGCCAGAAUGAGAUACUACAAACGAAGGAUAUUGCCCAAUUCACGAGAAACAGUGGCAAACUACAACAGAAAACAAGAGCCUGAAGUUAUAGCCGACCAUAAUGACCCCAAUAAAAAGGAAUGGAUUACUCCGGAUCCUGGACGCACUUACUAUACCGGGGACGAUGCAUUAGCAUUGAAAUUAGAACCCGAAUGGAAGCUACGUUACCCAAUGAUCAACUCCAAUUUCAAUGAAUACUGUCCAGACUAUAAAUCACGUCAAGAUUUAUUGGGUGAUUUGGUACAUAUAAUAGAAGAUGCUCUACAAAAGAUGGAAAUCUCCAAUCUAGCAAGUUUGAAGAUCAUGUUGAUCAUACCUGAUCUAUACGAUAAGGCGUAUGUGGAAACUUGGUGUGAUUUGUUACUACGCUUUAUUGGCUUUGGUAAAAUUGGUAUUCUUCAAGAAGCAGUUGCAGCUACCUUUGGUGCUGGUGCAUCAACUGCAUGUAUAGUUGACGUUGGGGCUCAUACCACAAAGGUUAGCUGUGUCGAUGAAGGAAUGAUUAUUAAUGAUUCAAGGGUCCUGUUAAAUUAUGGUGGCGACAAUAUCACUGAAACAUUUGUAAAAUUGAUGUUGGAAAAUUGGUUUCCAUAUCGUGAUAUCAACGUGGCUAAUUCGUAUGACUGGCAAUUGGCUCAAUCUUUGAAGGAGAAUUUUAUCACAUUUCAAGAUGCUGACAUUGCAGUGCAGUUGUACAAUUUUUAUAAAAGAAACCCAUUCAAAUCGACUGAAAAGUACGAAUUUAAAGUUUUCGAUGAGGUUAUGUUAGCGCCAAUGGGACUAUUCUUUCCUGGAUUAUUCCAAUCCACCAACAGCCCUUCGUUGAAUAGCUCUACCGAGCCACAAAAUUUAACCUUGAAACAUUUAUUUUUACAAGCCUUGGAUCAAUACACUGGUAAACCUAAUAACCCCGUCAGCAAAAGCCAAACCAAAUUGAAAACGAGUUUAAAUUAUUGUGACUUAGAUGAGCAGCAACUACUUAUGAAAUUGGUUGAGGCUGAUGAUGAGGGAUACACUGAUGGUGCACUUCAUGAUGUCCCACUAGAAAAAGCUAUUGUUGAAUCAAUAACCAAUGCAGCAUUGUCGUGUGGUGAUUUAACCAAAAUGAAGAAAUUUUAUGACAACAUCUUGAUUGUGGGUGGUGGAUUGGCCAACAUCAACGGUUACGAUCUUAUUCUCACAGACAGGUUGAAUAUUUGGAGACCUCGUGUGUUAUCAACAACAUCAUUUGAAUCAGUAAUUGACUACCUCAAGCAAUUGUUGAAUGAUGCAGUUAACCAAGCAAAACAAGCGUUACCCACAUCUGAAGAAACCAAUCAAGAGGUGGAGAUUGAAUUGUCACCAGACUCACUUGAUCUUAACCAUAUUGACCAACUUGUCAAUCAAGGUUCAAUACUCCCGAUUACGAUUUUACCAACACCACGUGAAUUUGAUCCGCUGAUGUUGACCUGGAAAGGUGGCUCUGUUUAUAGUCGGUUGAAAGUUGUUAAUGAAAUGUGGAUAAAUCAAAAGGAUUGGGAUUUGUUAGGAAGUCGAAGUUUAUACUAUAAGAGUAUAUUUAACUAUUGA
Messenger RNA from Lodderomyces orthopsilosis Co 90-125, 2511 nucleotides. It is a transcript of the gene ARP8, whose product is annotated as Arp8p. The record is from RefSeq and is a predicted model, not a curated record. The transcript has a single exon. NCBI's taxonomy places the organism in Eukaryota, Fungi, Ascomycota, Pichiomycetes, Serinales, Debaryomycetaceae. The coding region runs from base 1 to 2511 and encodes 836 amino acids. Gene Ontology annotation, biological process: regulation of DNA-templated transcription; double-strand break repair. Gene Ontology annotation, cellular component: Ino80 complex.